AUGGCUAGUCUGCUCGGCGACCUCGAGGGCCAGGCGACGGUCAAGAAGACAGAGUCGUCUCGUCUUGCCGACCUCGACGCCAGCUCUUUCCGCUCGACCAACCACUUCGCCUCCUCUUCCAAUGUCGCCUCCGACCCUGCGUCAGACCCCUUCCUCGUCGGCGCACCGUCCAGCGACGGCUUCGACGGCGUCGAGAAGGCUCGCUUCGACACGGCGAUGGACGAAUUUGACAAUGACCUCGGCGGCAUGGACCAGCGGUUCUUCGAUGACUUUCCCGCUGUCGAGCCUCUCGGCGAAUCGAGCAAGUUGAAUGAGGAGGUCAAGACGGAGGACGACGAUGAUGACUUGUUCGUCAAGCCGACUACCGCUGCGGCCAAGCCCAAAGGCCCGGCGCAGCGACGGCAAAUCGUCAACGCUUCCGCCAUCAAGCCCGUCAAGCCGAAGCCUGAACCGGUCGACAACGCCUCGCCGAGCCCAAUGCUCGAGGAAAUGAAGCCGAAGCGCAAGGGUGUCGACUGGCGCACCGCGACUUCCGCUCUGGCAGCAGCUUCUGCUCCAAUCGUUGUGUCCGCUGAGGCGACCGACGACUCGACGGCCUUCAACGAAGAGCACAAGACGUUCUGGUGGUUCGACUAUGACGAGCCUGCACCCGGCACCGUCCGCCUCGUCGGCAAGGUUCGCGUCAAGGACGAGCAGAUGAUGGUGGCACAGAUCAAGGACGGCAAGAAGGCCGAAAAGGUCGUGCCCAAGUUUGUCAGCGCGACAGUCGUCGUCAAGAACAUCAAGCGCAAGCUCUACGUUCUCCCGAAGACCAAGGCCGAGUACUACGGCGGCGAGGUCGACGAGGAUGACUCGGAUGACGAGGACGACGAGCUGCCGUUCGACGACGUCGAAGGCGAUUUCCUUGACGAUGCGAAGGGCAAGUGGAACCUGCGGAACGUCUCGAGCACGCAGGGCUACGUCAAGCGGCGGUACGCUUUCGGCAUCAAGGGUGUCCCGCGGAAAGAGACGAACUGGCUCGAGGUCACUUGCGACUUCCCUGCCGGCAAGCGAAACGAGUCGGACAUCCCCAUCGACGCUGCUGGCGAGCAGUACUCGCACGUCUUCGGCUCGACUGCGACCGCCUUCGAGCGCUUCGUCGUCGACCACAAGAUCAUGGGUCCGUGCUGGCUCAACAUCUCGAAGCCCAAGGUCAACAAGGGCGAUGCAUUCUCGUGGACCAAGUUCAAGGCCGAAGUCGACGACAAGGACAUCUCGCCGUUCUCCAGCUCCGACGCGACCGCCGCGAAGGACGUCCCUCGCCUCACGGUCCUCAGCUUGAGCAGCCGGACAGUCGUCCACCUCAAGGAGAACAAGCGCGAGAUUGUCUGCGCUGCUGCUCGCGUCUGGCAUGACGUGGACAUCGACGACCCGACUCCCGUCGAACACCAAGGCUCGUCGUCCGAGGUCUUCGUCCGCAACCUCUUCACCGACUUCCCAACCGGCUUCGACCAGCAAGUGCGCCAGCACCAGGGAUCGCCUAUCUUCGCGCUCUUCAAGGCGGAGCGACCACUCCUCAUCCAGCUUCUCGACUACAUAUCCCGCAACGACCCGGACGUCAUCGUCGGGCACGACUUCGGCCAGCUCGACCUCGACGUUCUCCUCAACCGGUUGUGCGAGAAGUGGCCGCAGCUGCGCUCUGGGUGGAACACCGGCUUGCUUGCGGGUCGCUUGCUCUUCGACCUCACUAGCGACGGAUCGAAGUCCCUGAUCGACUCGACGACAUGGUCGCUGACCGAGAUGUGCGAGACGCACCUCGGCAUCGCCCGCGAAGACAUCGACCCCGAAGACACGGCCAAGUUCUUCGACAAUGUCCACUCGACUGCCGCCCACCUCAAGCACUUCGUCCUGCAGUGCGAGGCCGACACGUACUUCCAGAUGGCCGUCGCUGCGAAGGUCCAGGCGCUUCCGCUCACUCGCCAGUUGACCAACCUGGCCGGAAACUCCUGGAACCGCACGCUCGCCGGAAACCGUGCCGAGCGAAACGAGUACAUUCUGCUCCACCGCUUCUACGAGACGGGCUACAUCGUGCCCGACAAGAUCUCGUCGCGCAAGAAGAAGGCGCAGAUCGACAAGGCGGAGAAGAAGAAAAAGAAGAAGACUCGGGACGACAACGGCGAGGAGGAGCCGAAGGUCGAGGUCAAGCGCGAGAAGUACAAGGGUGGUUUGGUCUUCGAGCCGGAGAAGGGCUUGUGGGACCGCUACGUCCUCGUCAUGGACUACAACUCGCUCUACCCGAGUAUCAUCCAGGAGUUCGACAUCGACUUCUCGACGAUCGACUGGACCGCCGAAGACGCCGAGGACCUCGACAAGAUGCCCGACCGCGCACCUUGCGACGGCGAACCUCAAGGAAUUCUUCCGCAGCUUAUUGCCUCGCUCGUCGCUCGUCGACAGAUCGUGAAGGGUCUCAUGAAGGAGAAGUCGGCCACCGUCGCCAAGCUGAUGCAGGCGCUCAAGCUCAUCGUCAACUCGAUGUACGGCUGUCUCGGUUACGAAGGCUCUCGCUUCUACGCCCGCCCUCUCGCCGCGCUCACCACCUUCAAAGGUCGCGAGAUCCUGACGCGGACAAAGGCUGACGCCGAGGGCAUGUCGCUCAACGUCAUUUACGGUGACACCGACUCGGUCAUUGGCGAAGCCUGCACGAAGGUGACCAACGACAAGUACAAGAAGCUCGAGAUUGACCGCGAUGCCGUCUUCGAGCGCGUGCUCCUUCUCAACAAGAAGAAGUACGCCGCUCGCAAGGUGGAGGACGACGGCAAGGGCGGACCGGGCGAGGUCACGACCGAGAUCAAGGGUCUCAACAUGAAGCGUCGCGAGUUCUCCAAGCUCUCGAAGGAUGCCUCGAAGGACGUUCUCGACAUGAUUCUCUCGGCGAAGGCGACUGAAACUGUCAUUCAGGAGAUUCACGAGUACCUCUCCGACCUCGGCGAGAAGAUCCGCAACGGCUUCAAGCCUCUUGAUGACUACAUCAUCCACAAGCGUCUCGGCAAGAACCCGGAGGACUACCCCGACGCCAAGUCGCUCCCGCACGUCCAGGUCGCGCUGAAGAUGAAGGCGAAGGGUCUUUCCGCCAAGGCCGGCGACGUCAUCCCCUACAUCUUCUGCGUGCCGCCCAACGGCGAGACGACGAAGACUGCGCAGGCCGCCAACGCUCAUCACCCGGACGACGUGCGCCGACAAGGCUCAACGCUCAAGAUUGACUUCGAGGUCUACCUGUCGACGCAAGUUCUCCCGCCUAUCGAGCGUCUUUGCGAGCACAUCGAAGGAACCGAGAAGGCUCGUCUUGCCGUAUGCCUGGGUCUCGACGCUCUGCGCUCCAAGUCGACUUCGCUCGAUGUCCGCGAACGCGAGUUCAAGACGCUUCAGUCGCAGAUCUCGGACGCCCAGCGCUUCGCCGAUGCCGAGCCGUUCCGCAUCCGGUAUCGAACCUGCGGCACGAUCAACCCGUUCGACGACAUCCUCGAGAACAAGGCCGGCAUGCUCUCCGAACACGGCUUCUUCUGCGGCAACAUCGACAAGAUCUACGAAGCGUGGCUUGUCUGCGACGAGCCGACUUGUCGCAACAGGACACGAAUCAUGUCCGUCUACGGCAAGGAGUGCCUCGCCUCGGGCUGUCACGGCGCGAUGCACUUCGAGUACUCCGACGCCGUGUAUCAACAGCUCCUCUACCCCGACACCUUAUUCGACAUCGAGCGCGUGCGCUUGACAAGGUCGCAGGCGGAGCUCAGCAAUGCUCGUCUCGCGCUCGUGCUGGUCUCGCGCUCGUUCUCGUCCCCGGAUGACUCACAAUGCUCUCCUCUCCUCCGUCGUGCGCAACGCUCAGCCUGCAAUUCACCAUGA
Rhodotorula toruloides NP11 is the source of this 3879-nucleotide messenger RNA. Its product is annotated as DNA polymerase alpha subunit A. NCBI's taxonomy places the organism in Eukaryota, Fungi, Basidiomycota, Microbotryomycetes, Sporidiobolales, Sporidiobolaceae. The record is from RefSeq and is a predicted model, not a curated record. The transcript is spliced from 22 exons. Gene Ontology annotation, cellular component: alpha DNA polymerase:primase complex. Gene Ontology annotation, biological process: mitotic DNA replication initiation; lagging strand elongation; DNA replication. Gene Ontology annotation, molecular function: DNA-directed DNA polymerase activity; DNA replication origin binding; chromatin binding. Bases 1 to 3879 code for a protein of 1292 amino acids.